GGGAUGUCUGAGGAGGCUGUCCGCCAGACUCGCAGCCAGAAGAGGGCGCUGGAGAGGGAGGCUGCCCCACAGUCUAUGGCCCUCUCUAAUGCUGACUAUGAAAGCAAAAAACCUAAACUGGACCCUUCUGAGCCCGCGUCAGGGGUACAAACUAAACCCAAGCCUGAGCUUUUGCUGGCACAGGACACUCAGAGUCGGACUAGACCCGGAUCAGAUCCCGAAACGGAGCCGGAGCCAGAGCAGAGCCGGCUGCCGUUACCUUUAGUGUUACCCCCGACAUCCCAGCUGGUGAAGGACGAUCGGGAUCGGACACAGAGAAACCAGACGGCUGAGUCCGGCUCAGACAAUCGAAUCCUCUGCAAUGACAGAGCAAGGAUGGAGACGGCCGUGGACCCACGGAGCCGGCUCCGGCAGACGGAGCCUAAGGCCUCAGGUGGGAUACUUGCUGCGGGCGAAGUGAAGGCGACCAUUAAAGUGGAAGUUCAGACCGAGCAGCCUGUGGACAUGAGCACCACCAAAGGUAUAAAAAGGGAGAAGCGCCCCCCGUCCCCUGAAGAUGACGACGUCAUCAUCCUGUCUGAUAACGACUCCCCGAGUCCACCGAUGAACGGCCUGAGCCACUACAAGGAGCUGGACACGGAGCUGCUCAUGAAGAGCAGCCCAGCAGAGAGAAAGCUUAUCAUCAAGCAGCUGAGAGAGGAGCUGAGACUACAGGAGGCCAGGCUGGUGCUGCUGAAGAAGCUUCGACAGAGCCAGAUCCAGAGGGACACUCUGCAGAAGCCCUCAGGUUUAUCCGGUUCCUCUGCUCCUCCUCCUCUAAUUCGAGGAACGAUUGCAAGCAGUAAAGGCUCCCAGCAGAUUCUGACAGGAAGAAGCUCGGGGACAGUCAUCCCUCCCCCUCUGGUCCGAGGAGGGCAGCAGGCGUCGUCCAAACACGGCUCCCAGAUCAUUAUGCCACCCCUGGUUAGAGGGGCACAGCCCAUCUCUGUAUCUCCGCAGCAGAUCCACGCUCUCCGCCAGCAGCAGCAGCAGCAGCAGCUGGCAGCGACCGGCGGUUCAGGAUCAGGGCCUCCUCCGCUGCUGCUGGGCCCCAGGAACUCUGCCGCCGCCCAGGGACAGAGAGGCGUCGUCCAGUCGGGACUCAUCCGGGUCGGCAACAACGCCAACCUACUGGCCUCGCCGUCCGGCGUGAAGGGCUCCUCCUUAGGGAGCGCCGGCGUCUCUGUGGUCAGCGUGAACGACUCCCCGGCCAGCCGGCAGGCCGCAGCCAAGCUCGCCCUGCGCAAACAGCUGGAGAAGACGCUGCUGGAGAUCCCGCCACCCAAGCCCCCCGCGCCAGAGUUCAACUUCCUGCCCUCAGCGGCCAACAACGAGUUCAUCUACCUGGUAGGGCUGGAGGAAGUGGUGCAGAACCUGCUGGACACCAUCCAUAGAGGAAAAACAGGCGUGCCGCUGUCCAUGCAGGCGGUCCGCGACCCGUUCAUCUGCACCCAGUGCAACACUGACUUCACCUGCCGCUGGAGGCAGGACAAGGCUAAAGGCGGGGCCGUGCUCUGCGAAGACUGCAUGUCGUCCAAUCAGAAAAAGGCUCUGAAAGCCGAGCACACCAACAGGCUGAAAGCCGCGUUUGUCAAAGCCCUGCAGCAGGAGCAAGAAAUAGAGCAGCGUAUCAUCCAGCAGGCGUCCUCCCCGGUCUCCCACGGUACCUCGUCAGCCGCCGCCGCUUCGUCACUGAAGGCGGAGCAGCUGGUGUCCCAGCAGCUGAAGCAGGCUCAGGCCCGCGUGUCCUCCCUGCAGCACCACCACCACCAGGCCAGCAGGGGAGCCAUUCCCCAUCAUCACUCCAUUAAGCAGAGCUCGCAGGGCCACCUGUCCCGCGGCGUCUCAUCCAUGGGGGUGAGGGGCGUCCCCCACUCCUUCUCCUCCUCCUCGCAGCUGCAGAGCGCAGUGGCGGCCGCGGCUUUGGUCAGCCGGCCAGGUAAGCACGCCCAUGUUUCCCACCGCUCUGUCCAGAGUUCAAAGGUGAGCAGCAGUGGGAUCGGCGGCGGCAGGAAUGCCAGCGGAGGUAGUGCCUCGGCAGCUGCAUGGAAGAAGCAGAGCAGCAGUAACGCAGGAGUCACCAUGGCCUACGUGAACCCCAGCCUGACGGGCCACAAGAGCUCGGCCGCCGUGGACGCCCGCCAGAGGGAGUACCUGCUGGACAUGAUCCCCUCCCGCUCUUCCAUCUCGCAGACCGCAAACACGUGGAAAUAGUCGCAUAAACGGCUAUUUAUGUCGUGCCCAAGCUCCUCGGCUCCGAUAAGGCGGUCCGCAGCGCCCCCCCCACCCCACCCCCACACACAGGACUGAUAACAAUCUCUCAAAGUGAAGAAAGGUUCCUGAAAUCUCUUUGUAAGAUCUUAUACUUUAGUUUUCAAUAUUCUCGUUGUUUUUUCUUUGACGUUCGCGCUGUUGUUUUGAUAAUUAUGCACAGACCUUUUUUUUUUAUUACUAUUAUUAUUAUUGUUUUGAGUGGGUCAAAGAAAACUAAAAUGACAGCAUACUUGAAGGGCUUCCCCUGAGCUCUGUCCUGCAGACGGAGCAGAGAAGCUGCGUGAGAAGAGCUCAGAGUUUUUGGGUCGCCGGCCCUUUCUGCCAUGACGCCGAUCAGACCAGUCCUCGCUUUUUCACACUUGAAUGGUUCCAGUUUUAAACCCGGGACUUUACGUUCAAAUCCGCAUUCACUUUAGGUAAAGGUAAAAAAAAAUAAAAAAAAUCUGCAAGUUGUAAAAUUUUUAUGACAUCCUCUCUGUGUAGUGAUCCGUUUGAGUUUAAGUUGUAUUUACAGUAAGUUAUUUUAUUUUUUUUUGCUUUUGACUGAUGUUUAAAGUCACUCGGUAUGACGGUGGUUUCCACUGAUGAAGAGUUUCCUCUAGCUUUUUUUUGUUUUUUUUGUUUCCCCAGUUUAACAGCAUGCCUAUCCUUACGCCUGUUUUGCACCUUAGCAGAAGAAGCGCGGUGCCAUUGCUUAACUCAUCUGUAAUUACCAUCUACUUAUUUUAUAUUAUCGUCAACAUUGUAAGACUUUGAUUAUGCCGUCGUUGCGAGCUCUUGUCGGGGCAGAGUCCAUGACAGCCCCCCCCCCCAGCCCAGCUAACGAGACUCUGGACUAAACGAGACCGUUCAGAACUUCUCCCCAUCAUGGAUAAUUUCUCUGCUUUCCAUAAUCUUUAUUGCAUUGUUAAGAAUUAUGUUAAAGCUUACUUGGUUUACCUUUUUCCUAGUUCCUAAAGAAAUAAAAAAAUAUACAUUUUAAAUGG
Messenger RNA from Fundulus heteroclitus (mummichog), 3299 nucleotides. Its product is annotated as transcriptional repressor p66-alpha. Gene Ontology annotation, biological process: negative regulation of transcription by RNA polymerase II. The transcript is spliced from 10 exons. The record is from RefSeq and is a predicted model, not a curated record. Gene Ontology annotation, cellular component: NuRD complex. The coding region runs from base 4 to 2253 and encodes 749 amino acids. Lineage: Eukaryota; Metazoa; Chordata; Actinopteri; Cyprinodontiformes; Fundulidae. Gene Ontology annotation, molecular function: sequence-specific DNA binding.